This is a messenger RNA of Austrofundulus limnaeus, 2244 nucleotides long. Its product is annotated as gastrula zinc finger protein XlCGF26.1. The record is from RefSeq and is a predicted model, not a curated record. Gene Ontology annotation, biological process: regulation of gene expression. Lineage: Eukaryota; Metazoa; Chordata; Actinopteri; Cyprinodontiformes; Rivulidae. Gene Ontology annotation, cellular component: nucleus.
GUUAAAGAACCAGAACCUUCACAUGUUAAAGAAGAACCAGAACCUCCACAUGUGAAGGAGGAGCUGGAGGAUGAUGUCAUCAGUCAGGAUGAAGACUUCUUUCUGCACGUCAUCUGCAAAGAUGAGGACUUCCUGACAGAUCAGCAGCUCGUUAAACAGGAGAGCUGCUCCAGUCUGGACCAGGAACCAGAACCUCCGCACACGAAAGAGGAAGAAGAGGAUCGCUGCAUCAGUCAGGAUGAAGAGCAGUUUGAAGUGAAGCAGGAGACCAGGACCUUCAUGAUGACUCCUGUUACCGAGGAAAGCGAGCAGAGGGAACCAGAACAAAUGGGCCAGGAUCUCUUGUCUGAGAGCAGAAUCCUCAGCAGUGAAACCGACGUGUCUCCUGCCUCAGAGAGUCGGAGCAACACUGACACGCCUCAAACUGAAUAUUCCUGUCAUGUUUGUGGAAAAGGUUUCAAAAACAAGUAUUACUUACCGAUCCAUGUGAGAAUUCAUACAGGUGAGAAACCAUUUACUUGUGAACUGUGUGAGAAAAGAUUUCUGUGCUCGUCUGCUUUACAUAAACACUACAACACUCACACAGACGUGAAGCCGUUCUCCUGUAAAGAUUGUGGGAAAAGUUUCAGGACGAAACAAAAAGCAACGGAUCAUCUGCGAACCCACACAGGGGAAAGGCCAUAUGUUUGUGAGACUUGUGGGAAAAGUUUCAGCACCAGUUACAAAUUAUUAGUUCACACAAGAAACCACACAGGUGAAAAUAUGCAUUUUUGCACAACUUGCGGGAAACAUUUCUCUGAAAAGGGGAAGUUAACAAAUCACAUAAGAACUCAUACUGGUGAGAAACCAUAUUCUUGUACAACAUGUGAGAAGUGUUUCUCUGAACAGGCAAAACUGACCAAUCACAUGAGAAUUCAUACGGGUGAGAAACCGUAUUCUUGUGAAAUUUGCGGAAAACGCUUCUCUCUAAGUGGAAACAUGACCAUUCAUAUGAGAACUCAUACAGGUGAAAGACCAUUUUCCUGUGAAACCUGUGGGAAAAGUUUCAGUGUCAAAAUCCACUUAUCUGACCACAUGACAACCCACACCCUUGAGAAACCCUUUUCUUGUGAAAUAUGUGGGAGAUGCUUCAGCCGUCGUCAUAGAUUAAAAGUUCACCAAAAAAUCCACACAGGUGAGAAGCCGUUUUCUUGUGAGCAGUGUGAGAAAAGUUUCAGAUACAAGCGUAAUUUAUUUGUUCAUAUGAAAAACCACACAGGAGAAACAACACUGCAUUCUUGUGUAAAAUGUGGAAAACGUUUCAAGCACAAAACAAACUUGUCACGCCACAUGAUAUCUCAUGGUGAUAAGAAGCCAUAUUCCUGUGAGAUCUGUGGGAUAUCCAUCAGUCAUCUUCACAGUUUAAAAGCUCACAUGAGAACUCACACAGGCGAGAAGCCGUAUUCUUGUCAAACCUGUGGGAUGUGUUUCAGCCAUCGUUCCAGCUUACAAAUUCACACAAGAACUCACACAGGAGAAAGACCAUAUUCUUGUGAAAGCUGUGGAAAAAGUUUCAUUGAUAAAUCAACAUUGUCUCGUCACGUGACGACCCACACAGACAAGCUGAAGACUUCCUGCUGAACAGGACGUGUUUCUGGGACUUUGUCCACGAGGACUUUUAGCUUCUUCCCCUGAAUAAAACAGUUCAGCUCGGCUAAAACAACUGAACGCUGCUACUUCCACACUGAUUUUUAGUUCAAUGUAUUUAAAAUAACAGUUGUACUUUUUUGUGUUUGCUAAGGUCAGUUACCUGUGGCAGCCAUCUUGGAGUUGCCUCUUGAAGGUAAUGAGUUGUAGAUAUUUUUCCUGUACUGGAACACUAACUGACUGAGUUAGACUCAAUAUGCCACCCCCUCUGAUCACGAGUCUGUUGUGUCUGUUUUUAUUUUCUAUUAUUUCCAUAUUAUUAUUUAUUAUUUCUAUUAUUGUUAUUAUAUUAUUAUUAUUCUAUAGUCUAUUUAUUUUCUAUUAUUAUUGCUACAGUUGAUAUUGUCACAUAGCAAUGUACUGUUUUGUGGAUUGAUGUAUGUAUCUGCUGCUGCUGUUACCCUAGGGCUGGGUGGUAUGACCUCAAAUUCCUAUCAGGGUAUAAAUUGAAUCCCUUCAUGGUAACUGUAUAUAUCGUGGUAGAAAAUUAUUAUAAAAAGCAAAGAUAAUGUAAUUUUUAGAGCAUUUAUUCAUCAGAAAACUGUAAUCAUAAUCAAA